Cyphomyrmex costatus is the source of this 693-nucleotide messenger RNA. RefSeq lists its product as uncharacterized. The coding region runs from base 196 to 693 and encodes 165 amino acids. Gene Ontology annotation, biological process: hemocyte migration. The transcript has a single exon. Gene Ontology annotation, molecular function: growth factor activity. The record is from RefSeq and is a predicted model, not a curated record. Gene Ontology annotation, cellular component: membrane. NCBI's taxonomy places the organism in Eukaryota, Metazoa, Arthropoda, Insecta, Hymenoptera, Formicidae.
GAUCUAGUGUAAUGUAAUUUUUGAGCGAAAAAAUCAAUGGGACCAAAAAACCUUGCAAGUUCAAUGAUCAAUAACGAUCGGUUUGUUGAGACUAAGGAUCACUGAUCAAUUCACCAAUCGAGUACGAUUGAGCUUUCCAGUAAAAAAUCCAAGCUUUGAGUUCACUUUUCGACUAGAAAAAAACCGGCUAGACCAAUGAUGAAAGGCAGACCGAGAGGAUCGCUUCUGAGGCUCUUGAUUCUCAUCCUGACGACGGUGGAUCAGAUAAUGGUAGUCUUGACGGCUCAUCACGGUGGUCAUCACCAUCAAGUCUCGAGGAGGAUCCAUCUACCACGUGCAGUGGAAGCUACCAAGAAAUUCCUCUGCAGAGAGCCCCAAUCGAGAGCUUACAAUCUGAGGGAUCUGGUGCACAGUAUGCAACCGAGUGAGAGCGUGAAUCAGCCGGUGUACAUUGUGGUGAAGAAGUGCGACAACCAUUCGGGCUGCUGCGUUAGUCCCGAUCUCAGCUGCGCGCCGGUCCAGUCGUCGAUAUAUUACGAGGACAUGGAAGUCGAGGUCUGGAGCCUGCUGACGAAUAGCACGAGAAGGGUGUGGAUCAGAAUCGAACAACACGGCAGGUGCAGUUGCGAGAUCAGUAGUGCUAGUGAGAGACUUAGAGAGGACACUCAGCCACCUAGUAUACAGAUCCUUUGA